Molecule: messenger RNA, 521 nt
Organism: Gekko japonicus
Lineage: Eukaryota; Metazoa; Chordata; Lepidosauria; Squamata; Gekkonidae
Product: calreticulin-like
Exons: 4
Biological process (GO): protein folding
Cellular component (GO): endoplasmic reticulum; endoplasmic reticulum membrane
Molecular function (GO): calcium ion binding
Source: RefSeq, a predicted model, not a curated record
AUGCCUGGACGAGCCGCUGGAUAGAGUCAAAGCACAAAUCGGACUACGGGAAGUUCAAGCUUUCUGCUGGCAAAUUCUAUGGCGAUGCAGAGAAAGACAAAGGUCCUGAUAUCUGCGGCCCCGGCACCAAGAAAGUGCACGUGAUCUUCAACUACAAAGGCAAAAAUGUCUUGAUCAAUAAGGACAUCCGUUGUAAAGAUGACGAAUUCAGCCAUCUCUACACCCUCAUUGUACGGCCCGACAACACGUACGAGGUGAAGAUCGACAACAGCAAAGUGGAGUCUGGGAACUUGGAGGACGACUGGGAUUUCCUGCCCCCCAAGAAAAUCAAAGACCCAGAGGCGAAGAAGCCAGACGACUGGGAUGAAAGGGCAAAGAUAGACGACCCAGAGGACACAAAGCCCGAGGACUGGGAUAAACCAGAGCAUAUUCCCGAUCCUGACGCCAAGAAGCCCGAGGACUGGGAUGAAGAGAUGGAUGGGGAGUGGGAACCGCCAGUAAUCCAGAAUCCAGAGUACAAG